UGGCGCUGUACGUGUAGUCUCGCAGUGUUACGGUCGGGAAUUCACGCGGCCCUGUGUUUGUAGCUCUCAGCUAUGAGAAGACUUCUUUAGACACAUGGAGCCCAUACGCUUUAGACCACCACUGUAUGAACAGCGAUAUGAAUUUGUGAAAUCUUAUAUUCAUACUCACAAACCCCAAAAGGUUGCAGAUUUGGGAUGCAGUGAAUGCUCACUUCUGCACAAGCUGAAGUUUCAAGACUGCAUCGAGGAGCUUGUUGGUGUGGACAUUGAUGAGGAUGUAUUGAAAAGGAAAGGGUACACCUUAACUCCUCUCCCAAUCCAUUACCUGGAGCCUCUGGAAAGGCCAUUGACUGUGACGUUGUAUCAUGGAUCUGUGUCUGAGAAGGACCCUGCUCUGCUUGGUUUUGAUCUGAUAACUUGCAUUGAGCUGAUCGAACACCUGGAAUCUGAUGUCCUUGAAGAAUUCCAGGAUGUACUGUUCGGUUUUAUGGCUCCUAAUGCUGCAGUGAUCAGCACUCCAAAUGUCGAGUUUAAUGUCUUACUGUCUGAAAAUCCACGCUUCAGACACCCAGACCACAAGUUUGAGUGGAACAGAAAAGAAUUUCAGAGCUGGGCAAUGAAUAUAUCCAGACAGUAUAAUUACACAGUAGAGUUUACUGGGGUUGGAGAGGCAAAACCAGAAAGUAAAGACGUUGGUUACUGCUCCCAAAUUGGGAUAUUCAGGAAGAACUACACCGAGAGCGAGGAAUCCAUGAAUAACAAAAAGAACUACAAAAAUGUUUAUAAAAGAGUUCUUCAGGUAGUAUAUCCAAGUAUUCGAGAGGAAAAAUACCUACGUAACGUAGUACUGAACAUUGCUCUCUCCCAUGCAAAUCGUAUGAAAAGCAACUUUAUACAAAAUCUUUUUCCUGAAGAAGAGGACAAGACCAACACAGCAGACAAUGAAAAGGAGCCAUAUGUAAUGUCGCAUUGGUGUUCUAGUCUUCAAAAUCUAGCAGAAACUAUGGAGAGCAAAGACAAUCCACCAUACCUGGAAGGAGAUGCUAUUCAUGUACCACUUCAAACUCUUUUUUCUAUCCCCAAAGUGAAGAAACUUUGUGGAAGUCUUGAUGUCCUCCAAAAUAUGAUGAAUGGAGAAAUGCCACUAAGCAGUGAUAGGAGCGCCAUUGUAUAUCCUCUUCAUGUAGAGAAUGAUUUGGAUUCUGAUAUAAGUGAUGAGUGAUAUAAGUUAUGCAUUUUACAUGCUAAACAUCAGCUGUUUAGGUUUUUCUUUUUUUAACUGAUGCCCAUGUUUGAUUUUUGAAGAAAUUUAACAGAUUCAUAUUUAUUUUAAUAUUCACCUCUCUGGUGAACUACAUGGGUAAAUUAAUGGUUAAAGAAGCACUCCCACAGAAAUUGUAUUCUCUGGCCCUUUAGAAAGGUACAUGAUGCAAAUUGUAGUGAAGGUAAUCUUCUUAUCUGUGACUGUAGUUGUGAGUUAUAACCUCCCUUCUGGUCCUCAGCUGUGUUAUGUGACCAUCUGACACAGGGCUUUAUGUGUGGACAGGAAGUCAGUUUCACUAUUCAUUCCUAUGAGGCUGACAUCGAGGCUCCCAUAGAACAAAGCCGCUGUGUCAUUUAGAGAGUCUGAGUGUUGGUCGCAUGACACAGCUGAGGACCGGAAGGGGGUGGAUAACUGACAGAUACAUUCACAGAUAAGAUUAGCUUCACUACAAUUUGCAUCAUGUCCUUUGUAUUGGGCCAAAGAAUAAAACAUUUUGUGGGAGUGUUUUUUUAACCUUCCACUUUAAAUCCAUGUUGCUUCCUAGAAAAGUUUACCAGAUAAUUCCAGUGAUUCUGUUGCCGCCUGAAUGAUAUAGCACGGCUUUCCACAGAGCAUGCUUUCUAUACCCAGUAUGUUCUUCCUUCGUUUAUAGCUAAAUGUCCUUCAAAACGUAAAAAGUGUUAAGUAACUAACCGAAGAUGCAGCAAGUAGCAGCUUGAACCAAACCUUCCUUUAUUUGCCCCACAGUGAAUUUUGCAAGGGAAAUAUAUAUUUUUUUUAAUGGAAAAUGUUUGUAAUUGAUCAUAGCUUUAUGAUAUAUCGGUACACUGAAAUAAACUUUUCAGUUUUCAGUCUCUGAAUGCAAACAAUGUUUCAAUUCACUAUCAGUUAGCAUGGGUCUUGAACAUGGUGAACAACAGAACAAUCAGUGUAUUCAGAAGUUGAUUAGCUUUACUGGCUUAUUAGUAUGGCCACCCAUACACAAUGUGCACUUCACCACUAAUUGCCAGGCCGCACUUGUACAUGCUGUUUGAAGUACAGCUGAGGCCUGGCACUUCUCUGUAAGCCAAGUGUGGAUCCCGCUGUCGGACUGCAUUGUCUAUGGGCACCAUUCCUAUAUUAAUGACCUAUCCUUUGAAUAGGUCAUCCCUAUCAGAUCAGCGGGGGUCCAACCUCCGGCACCCCGCUGAACAGCACUGCAUUCUCUUCACUGUGUACCUGCUCAAGGCUGACAUUGCUGUGGCAAGGUGUAAUUGCAGCUCCUCUGUCCCAUUCAGUGGGAAGGAGCAGUUACACUCCGUCUGCUCCUUCCUAUUGAAGUGAAUGGGAGCUGCAAUUACACCUGAUUACCUCUGCAAUGUCGACAGCGAGCAGGUAAACCGUGAAGAGAAUGCGCUGCUUCCUCUCCGAACAGCUGAUUGGUGGAGAUGGUGUGAGUCGGACCCCCGCUGAUCUGAUAUGAUGACCUCUUCUGAGGAAAGGUCAUCAAUAUAGGAACCGGGUCAAUCCCUUUAAAUUUCUUAUGUUUUAUUUUUAAUCAGAUUUCUAUUUAUUCACUGCAGUGUAUUUUCCAGAGAUCAAGGACAGAGAUGGCACUAACAUCUUUCCUCCAUAUAAAAGCAUAUGUCCACUUUUAAAAACCAUAUUCAUCCACCUUAAAAUUCUAGUAACUUUGUAAAUGCAUCGUGUUACUUCCCCUGUACUGUUUCUGAGGUCCAGCCUGUGUUUCAGUAGGAAACUGUGGAAUAUUUUCUGCGUCCUGGGAUCAAUACGAUAUUUUUUACAUUCAUUUUGUAAAAUGGCCUUGACAGGAGGUCAUGCCAUUUACUGGAAUGAAUAUGUAGCUACAAUAUGUACCUGGAGUACGGUGAAUGAAACUGUAAUACAUGCUGUAUCUUGGCAUCUAUACUAUAUACAUAUUGUAAAGCUGCUCAGUUUUUCAUGUCAAUUAGUUUUGUAAACGACCUUGAGAUAUCAUGAAAGUGCAGUUCCCAUCGCAUAUUAUUUAUUGGAAUGAAUACAUAGCUGUGUUGUUAUCUGAUACUCUAUGUAUAAUUCUGUUUGUCUGCACAAUACAUUUCUGUUUGUACUGAACGCCUAGUAAUGGAAACCAUGGUUCAGAUUAGCUGACCAGGCCUAAUUUAGCAAAUCUGACACACAGUCAGGUCCAUAAAUAUCGGGACAUCGACACAAUUCUAACAUUUUUGGCUCUAUACACCACCACAAUGGAUUUGAAAUGAAACAAACAAGAUGUGCUUUAACUGCAGACUGUCAGCUUUAAUUUGAGGGUAUUUACAUCCAAAUCAGGUGAACGGUGUAGGAAUUACAACAGUUUGCAUAUGUGCCUCCCACUUGUAAAGGGACCUUGGUCAUCUGUAUUUUUAUAGAUGGCUGUUACGGACACGGCAAUACCUAAUAUGUAUAAAUUUUUUAUUUAUUUCACUUUAACACAAUAAUAGCAUUUUUUUAAACAAAAAAAUGAUGUUUUAAUGUGUCCAUGUUCUGAGAGCUAUAGCUUUUUUAUUUUUUUAGCGAUUUUCUUAUGUAGGGACUCAUUUUUGGCGGAAUGAGGUGAGGGUUUUAUUGGUGCCAUACGCCUUUGCGAUCACUUGGUGUGGCACUUUUUGUGAUGUAAGGUAACAAAAAUGGCUUUUUUUGACACAGUUUAUAAUUUUUUUUUAUGGUGUUUAUCCGACUGGGUGGAUCAUGUCAUAUAUUUAUAGAGCCGACCGUCAUGG
This is a messenger RNA of Bufo gargarizans (Asiatic toad), 4002 nucleotides long. RefSeq names its product HEN methyltransferase 1 (gene HENMT1). Gene Ontology annotation, molecular function: O-methyltransferase activity; RNA methyltransferase activity. The record is from RefSeq and is a predicted model, not a curated record. The transcript is spliced from 7 exons. Gene Ontology annotation, biological process: siRNA processing; piRNA processing; RNA methylation. Lineage: Eukaryota; Metazoa; Chordata; Amphibia; Anura; Bufonidae. The coding region runs from base 95 to 1222 and encodes 375 amino acids. Gene Ontology annotation, cellular component: cytoplasm; nucleus.